This is a messenger RNA of Aspergillus calidoustus, 8137 nucleotides long. The record is from the annotation of a GenBank genome assembly. NCBI's taxonomy places the organism in Eukaryota, Fungi, Ascomycota, Eurotiomycetes, Eurotiales, Aspergillaceae.
CAGGCGACCUCUACAAAAACCUCCCAUCUCGCUCUAAACAUCUCUUUCACCUCCAACAUCCUCCUUCCCUUGACCUGUAUCGCCACAGCAGCAGUCCACAACUUUAAGCUCAUGCGACCGGGCAGAGUUAUCUUUAAAUAACAUGGCCGGAUCUGCUGAACACGGCGAGGACCGCCAGAUCCCCGCGCGGCCGACCAUGGGCCGCGUGGACGCAGACACCAGGCGCCGACGGCCCCAUCAACUUACACCAGAUGAAGAGACCAUUGAAUUCAAGCCCAUCGCGAUUGUUGGAAUGGCGCUACGCCUCCCAGGCGGUGUCUGCUCGCCAAGCGACUUCUGGUCAAUGCUAAUGAACAAGGAGGACGGAAGGUGCGAGGUUCCGGGGAGCAGGUACAACAUCGAGGGCUUCCACCACUCCACCGAGGCUCGCUCCAUCAGGACGAGGCACGGGUACUAUUUGAAGGAGGACCCGGCGCUGUUCGACGCGGGGUUCUUCUCUAUUACGGCCCUGGAGGCGGAGCGCAUGGAUCCCCAGCAGCGCUUGCUUUUGGAGGUUGCGUGGGAGUGCCUGGAGAGCUCCGGGGAGCGCGACUGGCGUGGCAAGCGGAUUGGCUGCUAUGUUGGCGUCUUUGGGGGUGACUGGCUAGAGCUGGCGUGCAAGGAUACAGAGGCGAUCGAUCGGUAUCGGGCCAUAGGCAUUGGAGACUUUGCGCUGUCGAACAGGAUCUCUUAUGAGUUUGAUCUGCGCGGACCAAGCAUGACAAUCGAAACCGGCUGCUCCGCCUCGCUCUCCAGCCUCCAUGAAGCCUGCCUCGGCUUGCAAACAGGCACCUGCACCACCGCGCUUGUCUGCGGGACAAACCUGAUCCAUUCCCCCAGCAUGACAAUCACAAUGACCCAGAACGGCGUGCUCUCUCCCGACGGGAUCUGUCGCACCUUUGAUGCAAGCGCCAACGGGUACGGCCGCGGCGAGGCCAUCAACGCAGUGUAUAUCAAACCACUGGCUGCGGCUAUUCGGGAUGGGAACCCCAUUCGAGCUGUUAUCAGGGCGACGGGGUCGAACUUUGACGGGCGCACGCCGAAUAUUACGAGUCCGUGCCCAGACGCCCAGGAGGCGCUUAUCCGGAGUACGUAUGCGCGUGCGAGGAUAGCAGCGAUUGAGGAAACGGCGCUGUUUGAGUGUCAUGGGACGGCGACUGUGGCGGGGGACACGGUUGAGGCGUCGGUUGCUGCGCGGGUGUUUGGUGGGCAUGGAGUGUGGAUUGGAGCCGUUAAACCCAACGUGGGACAUUCCGAAGGAGCAUCCGGGCUGACGAGCCUGAUCAAAACCGUCCUCGCGCUCGAGAAUAGGAUCAUCCCGCCCAAUAUCCAUUUCGAGUCACCGAAUCCCGAUAUCCCGUUUGAACAAGGGAAGCUCAUGGUGCCAUUGGAGGCGACCCCCUGGCCGGACGGGCGGCGGCAGAGGGCCAGCGUCAACUCGUUUGGCAUCGGGGGCUCAAACGUCCACGUCGUUGUGGACUCGGCGGCUGAGCUUGUGCCGUCUCAACGAAGAACCGAGCCCAUAGAUGGGACAGGGAUAGAGGAGGAGCAACCCAAACUGCUCUUUGUGUCCGCACCGGGAGAGGAAAGCCUACAGAGGCGGAUCACGCAGGUGGCCGACUACGCGAACAACAAGGAGAAACACGGUGGCACCCUGCAGGACUUGGCAUACACGUUGGCGCUGUUGACGCAAUUGUCCCAUCGGGCCUAUGCAGUUGUCCAGCCAUCUUCGCCGAUUGAUCCCUCGAUCUUCCGCGCAUUCCGCGCCAUGAGAGAUCCCCAUCUGACGUUCGUGUUCACGGGACAGGGAGCGCAGUGGGCUGGGAUGGGCCACGGCCUGAUGAGCGCGUUUCCGGAGUUCCAUCGAGAUAUCCUCGAGAUGGAUAAAAUCAUAGACAGUAUUGGUGGCCCUGGGCGGCCGUGGUCUCUGGCCGAUGAACUAUCGCGACUAGAUCCCGAUUCUCCCCCGGCCCAAGCGGAGCUCACACAACCUCUCGUUACAGCGCUGCAGAUCGCGCUCUUUAACCUCCUCGCCAAGCGGUUUGGUAUCACCCCAUCCGCCGUCGUCGGCCACUCCAGCGGCGAGACCGCAGCUGCGUAUGCGGCAGGUGCAAUUACAAUGAGAGCGGCGAUACUGAUUGCGUACCUAAAAGGCAAAGCUGUCGCUUCUUUGGAGGGAACAGGUGCGAUGGCAGCGAUUGCGCUACCGCGGAGCCUCGUCACCCCCUAUCUCACAACGACAUCUGUGGUCCUCGCGUGUGAAAAUAGCCCGAAAAACGUGACGCUAGCGGGUGAUGAUGCUGUAGUUAGCGAAGUGAUGAGUCGGAUCCACGAGGAUCAUCCGGAGGUGCUUUGUCGGAGGCUGCGUGUUUCGAUUCCGUAUCAUUCUCCAACCAUGAAACAGGUUGGGCCGCACUUUGAGUCCAUCAUCGAACCCCACAUGGAAUACCAACCAGGUAGCACUAUGCUGCCGAUGUUCUCCAGCGUCCAGCCAGGAAGUAUCCGCGACCCAGCUCACCUGAACGCGCACUACUGGCGCGAAAACCUCGAGUCACCAGUCCUAUUCCAAGGCGCUGUCCAUGAUCUUCUCACUGCAAGCGGAUCCAAAAAGCACAUAUUCGUUGAAAUCGGCCCACACCCUCUGCUCGCAGGGCCGUGCCAGCAGAUCGCAAAAGGUACCGGCACGGCGAAGGAGCCGCCAACCCUCGUUUACAUCCCGACUGUCAGGCGCAACGAGGUCACCACCGCCAAUGCAACCAAUGCACACACGCAGAUCCUCGAGGCGGUUGCCACGGCACACUGCAAUGGUGUUCUGCCCACGAUAGACCUCCGCCGCGCCACGGGGCCCGGCCUGGCCCUUACGGAUCUGCCCCGGUACCCAUGGGACCACGGGACGAGGUACUGGCUUGCAAACCGGAUGGUUACGGACUGGCGGAUGGGCAGCGCGCCGCGUCAUGAGCUGCUUGGAAGGCGGGUCACGGAUUCUUCGGAUGCGGAACCGCUCUGGCGGAAUUUGUUCUUCCUGCAGGAGGUGGAGUGGCUCGAGGAGCAUGUCCUGGCAGGGCAAGUCCUGUUCCCGGCCGCCGGGUAUAUCGCCAUGGCCGGGGAGGCUGUGCAGCAACUCCAUCCGGAGGGUCAGGGGUAUUCAAUCAGGAAAGUGGUCUUCAAGGCCGCGCUGAUACUCACGGAGUUCAACCAGGUUGAAAUGAUCACGGCCCUCAAGCCGGUGCGGCUGAAUGAUUUGGUGACCUCGGACUGGUACGCCUUCACCAUCUCUGCACACGGUGGGACCGCCUGGACAACGCAUUGCCACGGAGAGGUUCGGCCGGGGUUUGAUUUCCCUCCAAAGGCGCGUACGGGGAAUAUCAAGCGCUCCCUCCGCCGCCGGGUGGAUGCUGCGCGCUGGUACCAGGUCCUGCGGAACCGCGGGCUCGAAUAUGGGGCGCGUUUUCGGGGCCUCAAAGAUGUCACCGCGGAUCCGAUUCAACGCACCUGCAUUGCGGGGGUGACCGACACCAUACCGACGCCAGAGAGCGGACACUCGCUGCAUCCGGUGGUGAUCGACCAGUGUCUCCAGGCCAUGAGCGUCGCCUGGGCGAACGGAAUCGGCCGGCGCCUUGUGGGCAUGGGGAUCCCCUUGGCGAUUGAGAAGCUGUACGUGCAUGCGGCCAGAGAGACAAUGACCGUUGACGUGCAGGUGGCGCAGGCGGGACACAACAAGCAGCUCGGACAAGCGACGCUGCUAUCCUCCGAGGGAGAGGUUCUGCUCUCCAUCGGCGACGCCGUCUUCUUCUCCGUCGAUAAUCAAUUGGCGCUGGGUGCGACCCCGUUGAUCCCACUGGCGUCGGAGAUACGCUGGGCCCCGGAUAUCGACCUGCUCCCCGCUUCAUCAUUGACGCGGAUGACGGAUAUGGAUGCCAAGACGCAAAAGGCAUUCCACGACUGCAUCCUGGCCUCGCAGCUGGCCAUAUGGCUGACGGAGGAGCGGCUGCGAGACGUCUCGCCGGCUGCACCGCACAUGGUCAAGUGGAAGGCCUGGGUCGGGGAGCAGGCGGCACGGAUUCGCCGCGGGGAGGCCAUGUUUGUCGAGGAGAUGCGGGCAUUCCGGGCAAAGCCACAUGAGCAGCAAGAGGCGGAGGUCCAGAGCAUGACGGAACGGUACUCCAGCGACGACCAGUGGAAAGGGUGUUCGCACACCAUCCAGGCCGUAUAUGACAACUGCGUCGCCCUCGCCAAAGGGGAAACAACGGCGAUCGACCUACUCCUGGCUGGGAACCAUUUGAAGGACUACUACCGAGCAGUGCAGGCCAGGUUCGACUGGACCCAGUUUCUGCCAGCCAUCGGCCAUGGCAACCCCCGGCUGCGGGUCCUCGAGAUCGGGGCCGGUACGGGGUCCGCGACUGCGGCGGUUCUGGAGUCGUUGCGGACGCCCGAGGGGGCACGCUUAUACUCUCAAUAUGCCUUUACCGACAUCUCCCCGGGGCUCAUCACCGCCGCCCGCGAGGAGUUUCAGCAUCCUGGAAUUGACUUUAGCGUCCUUGACAUCACAAAAGACCCAGAGGAACAGGGCUUCAGGCCGCAUGCGUAUGAUCUCGUGAUUGCCGGUAAUGUGCUUCAUGCCACGCCCAAGCUCGGUGAUACCCUGCGACAUGUCCGGAAGCUGCUGGCACCAGGAGGCUGGCUUCUUCUGCAGGAGCUCACUACGCCAGGACUGCUUAUGACGGAUUACAUCAUGGGGACUAUCGCCGGCUGGUGGAUAGGAGAAGACGAUGAUCGACCUGACCACCCCUACGUUGGGCCAGAGCGGUGGGACAGGGAGCUCAGGGGUGCAGGAUUUACCGGCAACGAGUCCAUAGCAUUCGACAGCGACGAGUCGUUGCGCAGCUCGUUCACGAUGCUGACACGCAUAGCACUGGACCCAACCCCGGUGGACGAAUGCGUCGGCGCCGAUGUCGAUCAAAGUGCCGUGUCGCUAUGCAGUCCCGGGUCUCAUACAUCACGCAGCAGAGAUAUAGCCCUCUUGACAAAUGGCGAGCCGGACGCGUGGGCGCUGGACCUCGCUGAGCGUCUGCGCUCCGGGGGCUACCUCGUCCAGUUUGUUCAGUGGGAUGAUACCCCCGCAAAAGACCAGUGUAUCAUUGCCCUAGUCGAGCUCGACGGUCGUUUCCUCUAUGAACUGGAUGAGAGACGAUAUCAGACACUGCAAGACUUCAUAGUCCGAAUCGACACGCAACAGCUGUUCUGGGUUACACGCAACACGCUGCUCAGACAAGGCGGCGCGCAGACUUGCGAGAUAGACCCUCGGUACGCCCUGGCCUUUGGGUUCGCGGCCGCCCUACGAUUGGAAAUGGACCGCCGCUUUAUAAACAUUCAGAUCGACCGAUUCCACGGCGCCGCUGCGGACGCUCUACUCCGAAUCGUUGACAAGGUGCUGGCCCGCGACCUCCAGCGGCCAGAUCUGGACCGGGAAUACGAGUUCGCUGUCGUGCAGGGAACCGUUCACGUCAGUCGGUGCCACUGGGUUCCGAUCAUGGACUUGGUGCCCGAUGAGGAACGCGCAGAUGCGGUCUAUAAGCUGGAUGUGCAAGUCCCUGGCGUGUUGGAUACGCUUCAAUGGGUCCAGGCGCAGGAGCAGCCCGUGGGAAGGGAUGAUGUGGAGAUCGAGAUGCACUAUAUUGGCUUGAACUUUCGCGACCUUAUGGUUGCCAUGGGCCUGGUUGGAGACGCAACCGAGUUCGGGCUCGAGGGGACCGGGAGAGUCCGGCGCGUUGGAGAGCAUGUCACGAACCUCGAGCCUGGCAAUGAGGUAGUCGUUGUGACAGGCGGGGUGAUGCGGAAUCGGGUGGUGGUUGACCAGAAACGCUGCGGGCGGCUGGAUCAGGAGGAUUCCCAUCUUGACCUGGAAGGGGCGGCGACAAUGCCCACCGUGUUCGCAACAGCGCUGUGGGUCUUUGUGCACCUGGCAAGACUUUGCAAGGGCCAGACGGUCCUCAUCCACUCGGGUUGCGGCGGCGUUGGGCUCGCCUCGAUCCGCGUCUGCCAGCAGUUGGGAGCAAAGAUUUUCGCAACGGUCGGCAACGAGGAAAAGGCUCAGUAUCUCGUUGACCGGAUGGGGAUCCCGCGGGACUGCAUCUUCAACUCGCGCGACGCGAGCUUUCUCCCCGAUAUCAUGCGCCAAACCAAGAACCGGGGCGUGGACGUGGUGUUGAAUUCCCUUGCCGGGAAUCUCCUGCAUGCGUCCUGGGAGUGUGUGGCGCCAUAUGGACAAUUCUUUGAGAUCGGAAAGCGCGAUUUCUUCACUCACGGAUCUCUGGACAUGUCCCCGUUCCUGCAGAAUCGCGCUUUCCACGGUGUGGACCUUGAGCACCUUGCGGACGCAAACUGGCAGGAGCUGCUUCGGGAAUUUGAAAAGUGGACCAGAGAAGGAAAAAUCGCACCCCUCGAGCCAAGGCGAGUCUUUGACGCCCGCGAUGUCGUGGAAGCAUUCCGCUACAUACAAACCGGCACCCACAUUGGCAAGAUCCUUUUGAAAAUGCCCGACCCCGCGGCCGAAUGGCACUGCAAGGCAAAACACAUCCAGGUGGACUUGCAGAACGACGCAGUCUACCUCUUGGUCGGGGGUCUGGGAGGCCUGGGACGUGCAAUUGCCACUUGGAUGUGGGAGCGAGGGGCGCGGCAUUUCAUAUUUCUUUCGCGGUCGGCUGGAGACUCAGUGGAGAAUCAAAAAUUCCUGGGUGAGCUGCAGGAUCUUGGAUGCACUGCAUCUGCUGUAGCCGGGGAUGUUGCGGACAUGAUCGACGUCCAGCGAGCCUUGUCGCAGUGCGCGGGGCGGCACCUGGCUGGCGUCCUCCAGCUGUCCAUGGUGCUGCGGGACAAAACGUUCCGCGACAUGCUUUUCUCCGACUGGACCGCAGCACUCGCGCCCAAGGUCCAGGGGACCUGGAACUUACACCAGGCGUUGCAAGGCCGCGAUCUCGACUUCUUCGUCCUCUUCGGCUCAGCUACUUCUGUCACGGGAAACUUUGGGCAAGCCAACUACGCCGCCGCAAACUCGUUUCUGGACGCCUUCGCCGGAUACCGCCGGCAGCAGGGGGUUCCCUGUUCCGUCGUCCAUCUGGGCCCCGUAGAGGAUAUCGGCAUGGUCAGCGAGAAUCCCAGGAUCCUGCAACGUGCUCGCGAGCUAGCUAUCCGGCUGGUCGACGAGAAGGAGGUCAUGGACGCGCUGGCCUUGGCAAUCGUCCAAUCUCCUGUUCGUCAGAGUAGUAACAGUACCCACCAGGAGGCGUACUCGUCCAUCAUCGGACUAGGCACGAGCAAACCAACGACGGACCCGGGCGUUGUCCCGAUCUGGCAAGGGGAUGCGCGGUUCGGGAUAUACUACGGGAUGGAAACGCAGGGGCUCGGGGAAACAAAGGCCUUUAUAUACAGGGACCGGGUAAAAGUGCUCAUGGGCCGAAUCGAGGCCGAGCCCAGUCUCCUUGACGAGCCCGAGCUGGGCCGCGAGCUGACGCUCGAACUGGGCGGGAUGAUGACCGAGUACAUGCCGUCGGCGGCGGACAUGAACGAGGAGCAGGUUGCCAACAUGAAGAUUGAUUCGCUGAUGGCCAUUGAGAUUAGAAAUGCGAUCCGGCGCUGUCUGGGGGUGGAUAUUACCAUGGGGGAGAUUAACAAGGCGGGGACUAUCAGGGGGUUGGCGCAGCUUGCUAUCUGUCAUUUGAAGGCCAAGUAUAAGGGGGACAGUAAGGCGAUUGCUUCAUAGCUGCCGCAUGCUUGGUCUUGGAGGCUAGACGCCUUAGAAGGAUGAAUUAAAGUCUAGGUAUCAUCAUCACCUUGGCCACCAUGCAAUUUGAUAGCCUUGAGCAGAAAAGUUUGGCCCAGGUCUAUAUCUUCCCUUGUUUUGUUUUUGAUCUGGACUAUGCCUACUGGCAGCCAUCACACAAUCCAUCGCUCGAUUUGUUGCUGUACCACCUUUUGGAAAAAUGAUUCAACGUGACAGCAGCGUGUACUGGGACUCAAAGUGACCAGGCAACCCUUCUGUCCAAACAAACACCUACACGAGUCUAAUGUCUGUAAAUAAGAAAAUCCUGCUCACUCAACC